UUUUAAACCAGAGUGCCUGUUAGCAGCUUUUUACAUUUGCCAGUACCUCUGCUAUCCGGAAAGGAGGGCGGAAAGCCAACCAGUACACCGUGAUUCAAAAUGUGACCAAAAUGACGCCAUAAAAAUAUGCACACCAAACACUACCCCCAUGGAUACCUCAGAUCAAAUUAACCAUUUAUAAACUUUGAUUUCGAUUCACAUUCAUUCAUUCGACAAACUUCCAUACUUCCAUAGAAAAGGCUUAAAUAAACAGGUCGAUUUUUGUCCUAGCUACUCUAUAACAACUGACUGGCCAGAUUGAGUGGACGGAGGGCACUCCCGCGACACUUGACUGAUCAUUUUGGCUGAAUUGCAGCGAGGUGAACACCCGACAGUCUUCGUACGAAGAGGAAUUCACCAUGCCCUCUCCUGCACCUACAAACCUGGACUACACUCCACCAGAUGGUGGUUGGGGCUGGGCAGUGGUCUUUGGUUCUUUUAUGUCCAUAGGGUUUUCUUAUGCCUUCCCCAAGUCCCUGACAAUCUACUAUAAAGAGAUCCAGAGGUACUUUCUCAGCUCAUACAGUGAGAUCGCAUGGGUGUCAUCAAUCAUGCUGGCUUCCAUGUACGCAGGAGGGCCCGUGAGCAGCAUACUGGUGAACCGGUAUGGCAGCCGACCGGUGGUCAUGACUGGAGGGGUAAUGGUUGGAGUCGGAAUGGUGGCCUCUUCUUUUGCUACUAGCAUUACGCAUUUGUACAUCUGCGUCGGAGUCAUUGGAGGUUUUGGCCUUGCUUUUAACCUACAGCCUGCACUCACCAUCAUUGGAAAAUACUUCCAGGUCAAGAGGCCCAUGGCUAACGGCUUGGCCAUGGCAGGAAGUCCUGUUUUCCUUUCCACACUGGCUCCUCUCAACCAGUUCCUCUGUGACAGCUUCGGCUGGCGAGGCUCCUUCCUGAUCCUGGGCGGAUUUGUGAUGAACUGCUGCGUGGCUGGAGCCCUCAUGAGACCCAUCAGAGUCAAGCCACGGAUGAGUUUAGGCACAACUGCAAAUGGAGCCAAAAGUGAUAAGGAGGUGUCAGAGGAGAAAACCAGCACCAAGAGCCCAGUGAGGAAGACAGGGUGCGCGGACAGGGUCAACAAGUUCAUUGAUCUCUCGCUGUUCAGGCACCGGGGCUACCUCAUCUACCUGGUGGGAAACGUGAUCAUGUUCUUCGGCUUCUUUGCCCCGGUUGUUUUCCUGGCGCUGUAUGCCAAGCACAUGCAGGUGGAUGAAUACUCAGCCGCCUUGCUGCUCUCAAUUUUUGCCCUGGUGGAUAUGUUCGCCCGUCCAAUCACUGGCCUAGUGGCCAACACCAAGUGGAUCAGGCCCCGAAUCCAGUACUUCUUCAGCUUGUCGGUGGUUUAUAACGGACUGUGCCAUAUCCUGUGUCCAUUUGCCACUGGGUAUGGAGGCCUGGUUGUAUAUGCUGUGUUUUUCGGAGUUGCAUUUGGCAUGGUGUGCGCUCUGCUCUUUGAGGUUCUCACGGAUCUGGUCGGGCCACAGCGGUUCUCGAGUGCAGUUGGACUCGCCACCAUCAUCGAGUGCGCCCCUGUCCUCCUGGGGCCCCCCAUCUCUGGUGCUCUGGUGGACAUCUUCGAUGAUUACAAGUAUAUGUACUAUGCAUGCGGCGUAAUGAUGCUGGUCGGGGGGAUCUUCCUGCUCAUUAUGAACUACUACAACUACAAGUGGCUGGCCCAAGAGGAGAAGCAGCGGAGGCAGCUGGAGGAGGAGAAGGGGGCUAUGGAGGAGCUGAAGGAGAUGGGGAGCAGCGCUGAAAAUGAGACUGAUGAGACUCUGGCUUAGAGGGAGGAUAGAAAAACAAAUAUACUGGGCCUGAGUCUGUGCUCAUCCCAUAAUGUUGCUCUGGGGGUUCGAUUAUUUUUCGAAAUUGAGCGUAAAAUAAAUACAUGCUUGCAGUGUAGUACCAUUUCAAUAGAAUCGUAGAAUCAUAGAAUUCCAGAUGAUCAGGUUGUGCAGGUCACUAAAGGUGGAUUUCUAAGGGAACUUGCACUUCCACUUCUUGCGCUUGCUCUGUGACGUCCACGGAGUCAACUGGGCUCAACUGGAUUUGAGACUUGUGCCCUCCAGCUGGACUCUGAGCCAAGCCAGCGGCAUCAGCGAUCAAUAUGGUUCAUGGACAAUGUCAACUAGUAAAGCUGUGUUGAAAGGAAAUGCAUUUACAACUUCAACAAAUGUGAUCACAAUUGGCACCAUUGCUUUAGAGAAGACUACAUCAGAUGUCAUUUAAUUUAUCGAUUUAAUUUUGGUAAUUUUCUGCCAGUGUGUAUUUGUGUGUGUGCAUUUGUGCCUGUGUGAGUGAGUGAGUGAGUGAGUGAGUGAGUGAGUGAGUGAGUGAG
Molecule: messenger RNA, 2377 nt
Organism: Clupea harengus (Atlantic herring)
Lineage: Eukaryota; Metazoa; Chordata; Actinopteri; Clupeiformes; Clupeidae
Gene: slc16a7
Product: solute carrier family 16 member 7
Biological process (GO): monocarboxylic acid transport; transmembrane transport
Cellular component (GO): basolateral plasma membrane
Molecular function (GO): monocarboxylic acid transmembrane transporter activity
Source: RefSeq, a predicted model, not a curated record